AUGGCAGAUCCAACGGCGAACUACGCUGCGCAUCUGGCUGCAAUCUGGGCACACCCGCAUACUCGGGCGCUACUGAUGAUGACUGGCGGCGCCAUCAUGACUGGACUCUACUACGAACAGUUCCGCUUAUCUGAAUAUACUAUCGACGAGCCUGAUCCAAAGCCACCAGUCGCAAUCGAAGUCUUCGAAGACGAACAGAAGAUGUUCGAUAACGUUGUGGUUGUAGAAGAUAUGUCUGAACCUCUAUCGCCAGCUCCAAAUGUUCCUGUCCCCUCUAUCUGGGGCCAUCCCAACUCCAUCUCCUACACGCCUGGUAAACCAUGGAAUCAAGCAACGAAAUCGUAUAUCAACGACGGUUAUGUGCAGGUCAACCCGACAGCAACACUUUUGUCUUUCCUGGUCCCUCUUGUCAUGUUGGUCUGUCUCCCAGUCUGGUUUGUCCGCAAAUGUAGCAAAACAAGCAGGAACUGUGCUGCACCAACAUCAGAUACGGACGGCGGGAUUCCAAAAGAUCUUGUCUGCAAUCGCACUCUUCCACCCUCCAAGACACCUACCACUCCGAGGAACACUCCGCCUAGUACGCCUACAUGCUCCUCAGACGCACUGCCGUCUAGUGUGCUCCAUGCCAUGGUUGGAGGAAGAAACCAUGCCGGUGCGCAGAUUCCACUGCAAGGUCGCUUUCCGUCUCUGCAAACAUCUCCUCCAAAGGAAUGGACAGAGCUUGGUCGACAAGUUGAAAAACCCAAGCACAAGCAUCAAGCCUCGCAGGCUCAGGCUCAUAAAAACCUGGAUGACAGGGAGAAGAUUGAGCAAACUUUAUCAGAUCGCAUUACUGGGCUUGAAGCAAGAGUGGUGCUUUUACAAGGCGAAUUGGAAGCGGCAAGCGACUGUACCAGCGACUCUGACAGGGCCGCGACAACAAACCCUGGGCCGCCGCAAGAUCACAUGAUCGAGAUCGGGGUAGACAAGGCCAGUAUCGCACCGGAAGAGAUAGCUAGCGAGCUUGUAGAAGCGUAUUAUUUGCUGGGAAACCGCGACGGAGAGGGUUCAAGGUCUCACACAGAGCAUUCAGACUUGGCACGAUGGUCUGUGGAAUUUAUGGAUACCGACGUCGAAACGGACGAUUUGUCACCAGCCUCGACUGCGGCAGCGGAAACGCGGAUUGAUAAAGGUAACUUCGCAGUAUUGCCGGAACAAUCAACUGCGAUUGUAGGGCCUCAGGAUCAUCCGACUGGAACCACCACCUCUAUAGCGAUCGUUGACGAUCAGACCGCUUCUUUCAAGGGGAUAUUUGAACAGAACGCCAACGAAAAGGCAGAGAGGGAGUCUGAACAUGAGACUACAGAAGGAGCAAAAAAUUCAACACGUCCAGAAGACAAUGGAGACAAGCUGGAAAGAACCCUGGAAAAGACAACAGAGGUGGAUACCUCGAGGAGCGACCGAAUUCCAGUAAACCUAUCGAAGCCAGAGGCAUUGAUGGGAAAUCCAGCUAGUACUGGUAGUACUCUAGGACCGGCGGAUCAACAUGCUAACUCGCCGGUCUUAGCGCCAAAAAACAUUGUGCUUCCACCGAUGCCCAGCCCGAGAUUGGCAGACUCUUACAAGGGUACUAAGUGGAUGAAAGCGAGCCGACAUGCCUCCAAGCUACCGGACAGUUUGAACUUCACAGCCCCCCAGCUGAAAUCAGCUCCAAGCAAUAACACGCCGCUUCACAUGUUAGGUGGUAGCCGUCAUGCAACACCAGCAGCAGCAGCAGAAGAAGAAGAAGAAGAAGAAGAAGAAGAAGAAGAAGAAGAAGAAGAAGAAGAAGAAGAAGAAGAAGAAGAAGAAGAAGAAGCAAGAAAAACAGACGAUCAAAGCCAGAAGACUAAAAGAAGCCAACCCCGAGCUCAGAAAGAGAGCGAGCAGAAUGGGCGGAAGAGCAAUGGGCCAGCCAUUCUACAGAUAGGAGACCAAGAGCAGUCGAUGCUGCAGGCGGCGGGAGAAACUCCCACGCACCCAGAUCCAGAAUUAAACCUCUCGCUCGCCUCUGCUGGGCCUGCUGCGUCUGCUGUGCCUGCUGCGUCUAUUACGUCGUAA
This is a messenger RNA of Ascochyta rabiei, 2079 nucleotides long. RefSeq lists its product as uncharacterized. The coding region runs from base 1 to 2079 and encodes 692 amino acids. The record is from RefSeq and is a predicted model, not a curated record. The transcript has a single exon. Lineage: Eukaryota; Fungi; Ascomycota; Dothideomycetes; Pleosporales; Didymellaceae.